Molecule: messenger RNA, 258 nt
Organism: Pneumocystis carinii B80
Lineage: Eukaryota; Fungi; Ascomycota; Pneumocystomycetes; Pneumocystales; Pneumocystaceae
Exons: 4
Coding region: 1-258 (85 amino acids)
Source: RefSeq, a predicted model, not a curated record
AUGGUGGGGAGUAGCACAGGGUUAGGUUGGAGUGGAGUAGGGUUAGGGUUGUGUGGAGUAGGGUUGUAUGGAGUAGGGUUGUAUUACAGGGUUAGGGUUAGAUUGGUUCUGUGUAGGGUUAGGGGUUAUGUUAGGGUUAUGUUAGGGUUUCGUGCUAGGGUUUGCAUUGGAGUUUGGUUAGGGUUUUGUAUUAGGGGUUAUAUUGCUGCUAUAGAUCAAGGGCUUAGGGUUAGGGUUAGGGUUAUACGUGUUACUUAG